AUUGAUUACACACUUGAGACUCAAGAUAUCUCCUUUGGCCUCUGCUGGUACAACAUGGAGCCAGAUAACAACGUCGACGAUUUACAAAGCAUUAACAACAAAACACUUGGUACAAAUGCAAACACAUUUCCAAUUAUAACGCUUCCAAAUGGGCAGAAAGUUCCAACAGGAACUGUGGGAGCGUUGCUUGUGAAUAUUAAAACCUAUGACGCCAGCGAAGAAAGCCAGAGAAGGCAAAUAGAGCCAGCAUUACGAGCAGCGAUACCUAUUUUACAACAAGUUGGCAUGUUCGAUCUCUUUCGACCGGAGGAGUGGGUUAAGGGAGGAAGUCCCGGAAGGGCCUUUGUUGGAAAAGUAGCAAUGGAAAUGCAUGUGGAUAGCAAGACAGAGGCUUGAAGAAAUUAAAGAUACUCUCAUCAAAUACAUGAUUCGUCAGCUGGCUAACUUUGCCCAUGUUAUUUUUGGCCUCUAAACCAAUAUGAAC
Trichoderma atroviride IMI 206040 is the source of this 484-nucleotide messenger RNA. NCBI's taxonomy places the organism in Eukaryota, Fungi, Ascomycota, Sordariomycetes, Hypocreales, Hypocreaceae. The record is from RefSeq and is a predicted model, not a curated record.